This is a messenger RNA of Biomphalaria glabrata, 3217 nucleotides long. RefSeq lists its product as uncharacterized. The coding region runs from base 506 to 2305 and encodes 599 amino acids. The record is from RefSeq and is a predicted model, not a curated record. The transcript is spliced from 10 exons. NCBI's taxonomy places the organism in Eukaryota, Metazoa, Mollusca, Gastropoda, Planorbidae.
AAGUAAAAAACUAUCUGUGCAAAGUGUAUUUCUUAAAAUUAGAUCUAGGUCUAAAUCCUUUCGAUCUUUUCUCAUGUCAACAUUGUUAACCAUGGCCUAGAUCCGUAAAUACUAUAGCUUUAUAGAGUCGGACAACUUUAUUUUUUUUGAGGGUCUUAAGUUUGUUUUAGGGCUACAAAACAUACAUUACGGUCUAAGUUAGUACCCAAGGAACAUUACUGUUAAGUUUUAUCAAGAUUUGUCAAGCGGUUUUGAUUUCUAUUCGUCACAUACAUACAUACAUUUAUACAUACGCUUUACUUUCUAAUUUAUAGUAUAGAUUUCAUAAAGAUUAUUUAAAAGGCCAGAAUAUAUGUAAGCCCGACUGACUCAAAAAACCAUUUCUAAAGGGCCUGAAUAUUAUUUACUGGAGUCUUUUGGAGUAGUUUCAAUGCUUUGUGAGGCAAAGCAAAUAUGAUCAACUGGUGUCGUUAUUAGUCGCUAGAGAUACGUCCAUCUUUUUAAUAUGAAGUGUUACUUAGAGGUGGCAGACAUCGUUUUGAAAGUACAAAAAAUAGAACAAAUAAAGGAACUGUUACAAAAAGUAUUAGAAGAUAUUGACUCAACAAAGAAUAAAUGUACAUUGUGGAUAGAAGAAAAAGAGAAUUUGAGUUACACGGAAAUAAAAGAAUAUAUAAGGGACAAGUUCUCAGAAAUAUUACGAAACUAUUUUACCACUGCUGGAAUUACUAUAGGACAAUUAGCAGAUUCAUCUCAGUCUUCAGAACCAUCUGCUGAAGAAAACAGAACUAUACCUUUCAACACCUCAUCAUCCAGUUGUUUCGAUUAUCAGAGUUUGCAAGACAAGUAUGACACCCUAAGUUUAAAUGUCUCAUCACAAAGUAAACAAUUUAAAAAGCUUAAACGAAAGCUUAAAGAUCAAGAAACCAACAAUGAAUUUCUUGAAGAAAAACUUUUGAAGGUUACACAUGAUUUAGAAGGAAAGUUUGUGGAUUUUAGUAAAAAUUGUACACAAGAACUUCAUUUAGCUAGUAGUUUUAUGUCACAGCUACAAACUCAGUGCCAAACUUUGACUACAGAAUUUAAAGAGAAUGAAGAAAAACAAGAUACAAAGAUCAACGCUUUAAGUAAAAGGACAGAGGAAGUUGAACAAACUUAUCAAGAAAACAAUAAAACAACAGAAAUCUUCUUACAAAAACAAGAAUGUUUAGCCAAAGCUCUUGAACAUAUAAACAUUCUUGAGAAAGAAGUUGUAGAGGUAAAAGAAAAUCAGUAUAAACAAUUCAAAUCUGUACAAACUAUUGAGAAAGAAAUGAAGGUGAAAAGAUUUAAAAAAAUAUCAGAGUUUAUUUGUAAAGAAACAGGCAUUUUUGAUGUUCCUUGCGUUGCGGCCUGUCAUCAUAUCAUAGGUCAUCAUGAACAACAAAUAUCUGAAGGAGGAGAAGCUGAUCUAUAUAAUCAACUAGUUGACUGUUAUAAGAAUCCGAAUCAUUCAAAUUUUAUACCAGUGAAUGAAUUCAGGCUUGAACAUCUCCCUCCAGGUCACCAAAAUAAAGAUUUGUAUGAGUUCAUUAAAGUUGCAGCUGACAUGACAGUUAGAAUAAGUGUCAGUUUGACAAGUCUCGGCAGACCAGAAUUUUGGCCAAACACAAAUAUCCCAUAUUUUCUAUACAAUGUUAGAAGAAGUCAACAUUUCAGAACAGGAAGUGGAAUGGUGAUUAAAGUUAGGAAAGAAGUCAAAGAUACCUGUCCGUGUCGUAAGUGUAAACUUUCAGGGAAUCCAAACAAAGUUUGGUGGGCGAUAACAGUUCGGACAGCAGCCAGUGUUGUUUUCAAUACCCAAGAGGCUAGUCAUUCAACAUGCAGUUUGUUCUACGACACAGAAGAUAAUCCAGGAGUUGUUUUGAAAGACACAGAUCGUGUAAUUAAAAACACGGUUAAAGACUGGUGCCUUUUAGAUUAUGUAACCUGUAAUUACAAACUUGUAGACAAGCUUGAGAAUAUGGUGAAACAAUAUUACGUCCUAUAUAGAAAAAUAAACGAUAGAUACAAACCAAAAAGAGACAUCGAUAAGUUAAUGUUUCUUGUGUCGCAUCCACAUGGGUGUAGUAAACAAGUCAGCCUUGGGCAGUGGAAGAAUAAAGUGAAAUUAAAUGGCGAUUCUAAUAUGAUGGCCUAUUUCACACCGACUUGCCCUGGAAGUAGUGGCGCCUGUGUUCACUGUCUAGGGUAUGGAGUGUAUGUCCACUGUGGAAGUUUGACAUCUGGACUCAAUUAUAGUAAUGAGACUAUAUCAUUGCCUUAGGGUCAUAAAUCCAAAAGUGAAAUUUAAUUUCGAAUCCUUCAUUUUUAUUACGUUAUUCUUUCAAUAGUAGUAGAUCAUUAACAUAAUAAAUUCUGGUCUUACUAUUUUAAGAAAAUAUAUCAGCGGGCAUAACGGUUAUCCUUUGUUACAAAUUGUUUUAGCUUUUUUGGCAUGCAUAUGAAAAAUAUCUCUAAACAGCUUUUACUUUUUUGCUUAUUAUAUCUCACUCCUGUUUAAAUUUUUAACAUGCCAUGUAGUCUACAAUUGGACUAUUAGACUAUUACAUAAGAUCAUAAUGAAAUUACUAUUACACAAUUACUUUGGAUGGCUGGUUCUUAGAGACAGUAGAGUGCUGUAAUCAACUUGGGAAGUAUCAUAAAUAAAUAAAACAACUGCGUCAAAGCAAUGAUAAAGCAAUAGAGUCUAUUCCAGGCGUUUCAAGAAAUAUCUUUUCAACAAAAAAAUAAAUCAUAUUUCUACUCAACCUUUUCUAUAUGAUAAUAUGGAAAUGAGAUGUAGCUGAGAACAACUUAUACUGUAAUGAGAAAAACACUCAUUUUUAAUAUUUCGUUAUAAAUCCUUCACAUCUGCUGACCAGACCCUAAUAGCAUCAGACAUCCUGUAAUGAACCAGUCCUAUUCAAGUAUAAAGGCUUAUAUUGUAAUGCUGAUUGGAAUUUUAAAAUAUUUUGCGUUCAAGUGAUUUGCAGAAUCUCAUUUUUUUAAAUUAUGUUUUGCAAAGGAUCUAAUCUAGUCAACAAUUUUUUUUAGCUAAAAGCAAAGUAAUACAUUUUUAGAAUAUAAUGUUAGAGAUCUUUUUCAUGCCAGUGUACAUAUAUAACUAUUUUUCUCACAUAGCUAAUGUAAAUGCUUUUCUUCUUGAUAAUAAACAUUUCCCUAUACUCUUCUGCAA